CUACAGUGGUUAGCCACAUGUACACGACCCAACAUAUCAUAUGCAGCCUCAUACCUCGCUAGGUACCUUACCAAACCGACGAAGAAAGUGUGGGAAGAAGGGAUAAUGGUGAUUACCUACCUUCGAUCCACUCGGUUACAUGCAGGAUGGGUUGAUGCCAAUUGGGCAGGAUGUAAAGACACACGACGAUCAACUACUGGCUGGAUCUUUAUGAUGAACGACUCACCGAUAACAUGGAGUUCAAAAAGACAAGCUACAGUAUCGUCGUCGACAGUCGAAGCAGAGUACAUUGCGAUGGCUGAAGCAGCGAAGGAGGCUCAGUGGUUGAGAGGACUACUGAGGGAGAUAGGCUACGAUCAGCUAAAUCCUACUGUCUUAAAUUGCGAUAAUCAAGGAUCGAUAUCACUAGCGAGAAGACCUGGUACUCACCAGAGGACAAAACAUAUUGAUAUUCGACAUCAUGCUCUUCGAGAUCUAGUCAGUAAUAAAAUUAUUGAACUAGAAUAUGUCAGCACUGUCUCCCAGAGAGCAGAUGUACUCAUGAAGGCUUUAGGUGGACCAGUACAUUCGGUGAAUAUGUCAGUGAUACAGGUAGAACCACCAAAGAAGAAAAACAUUGGUUCAGUAUACGUGACAUUAGAUGAUGAUGAAAUCAUCGAUUACGAUUACUCUGAUUUCGAGGAUCUAGGAGAUCUAUCAGGUGGUACGCACACGCAAUGGUACCAGAGAGAGAAGUUGUACCAGAGAGAGAAGUAG
This is a messenger RNA of Tremella mesenterica DSM 1558, 756 nucleotides long. RefSeq lists its product as uncharacterized. The record is from RefSeq and is a predicted model, not a curated record. The annotation marks the transcript as partial. Lineage: Eukaryota; Fungi; Basidiomycota; Tremellomycetes; Tremellales; Tremellaceae. The transcript has 2 exons.